AUGGCCCGCCAACUGCUCAAGGCCGUUGCCGCUGCGGCCCUUAUCCUCGGCGUAUCGGCCAUUGAACGGGAACCGCACCAGCCCAACGGAGGCGGUGAUCGCCUAGUGACCUGGAACGAGACAGUCAUCUCCCCGCGGUUCGGUGCCAGCUCGCGAUCCGUCAGCUGGCUCUCGGGUGUGGAAGACGGCCGCUUCAUCUACCUCUCCAACAACAACCUCGUCAUCGAGGACAUUGUCUCUGGCGUAAACGAGACCUUCGUUCCCGCCGACAAGAUCCCCGCCGGUUUCACCGAGUACUGGAUCCGCCCGGAUUUGAAAAAGGUUCUCUUCGCCACCAAUUACACCAAGCAGUACCGCUAUUCAUACUUUGCCGACUACUCCAUUCUCGACGUUGAGUCUGGCCUCAUCGAGCCACUCGUCGAGGAUCAAGUCGGAGACAUUCAAUAUGCCGAGUUUGCGCCCGUAGGAGAUGCAAUUGCUUUUGUACGCAACAACAACAUGUUCCUCAGCAAGAACGGCACAGUUUCCCAGAUCACUAGUGAUGGAGGUCCGGAUCUCUUCCACGGUGUUCCCGACUGGGUAUACGAGGAGGAAAUCUUUGGCAGCAGAAGCACCUUCUGGUUCUCCCCCGAUGGCGAGUACAUUGCCUAUCUCAGCUUCAACGAGACGGGCGUCGAGACCUUCACUAUCCCCUACUACUUGGGUGGCCAAGACAUCGCGCCCCCGUAUCCCGUCGAGUUGGACCUGCGCUAUCCCAAGGUCGGCAGCAAGAACCCGACAGUGGCGCUGACGCUUCUGGAUGUCGAGACCGAGGAGGCCACUCCCGUGGACAUUGACGCAUUCCCCGCUGAUGACCUGGUCGUCGGUGAGGUCAAAUGGUUGACUACCAACCAUGCCAGCUUCGCCUACCGCGCCUUCAACCGCGUCCAGGACCAGGAGAAGCUCGUCCGCGUCGAUGUCGAGGGCUACGCGUCCGAGGUCAUUCGAGACCGCGAUGGCUCCGACGGAUGGCUGGACAACAACCUAGGUAUCGAGUACAUUGGUCCCCUGCAAAACUCGACGGACGCCUACUUCUUGGACCUUUCCGACGAGUCCGGGUGGAACCACCUGUCCCUCUACCCCGUCAACGGCGGCAACCCUAUUCCUCUGACCAGCGGCGAAUGGGAGGUAACCUCGGUGCUCAAGAUCGACACCGCGCGCCACCUCAUCUACUACCUGUCCACCGAACACCACAGCACCGAGCGACAUCUCUACUCCGUUUCGUACCCUUCCGGGCGCAAGAAGGCUCUUGUCGACGACACCGUCGCGGGCUACUGGAGCGCCUCCUUCUCAUCAUCGGCCGGCUACUACAUCCUGACCUACCAAGGCCCCAACGUCCCCUACCAGGAGCUCUACGCCAUCAACUCCACAACGCCAGUCCGCACCAUCACCACCAACGAGGCCCUCGUCGCCCGUCUCCAGGACUACAAGCUCCCCAACAUCACCUACUUUGAGCUCGAGCACCCAGACGGCUACUCCCUCAACGUCAUGCAGCGUCUCCCCGCCAACUUUGACCCGGCCAAGAAGUACCCCGCCCUCUUCACCCCCUACGGCGGCCCCGGCGCACAAGAGGUCACCAAACGCUACCAGUCCAUCAACUGGCGCGCCUUCAUCGCCUCCGACCCGGAACUCGAGUACAUCACCUACACCGUAGACAACCGCGGCACAGGCUACAAAGGCCGCGCCUUCCGCGCCACCGUCACUGGUCACCUCGGCCGCCUGGAGCCCCUCGACCAGAUCUGGGCCGCCGAGCAGCUCUCUUCGCAAAACGCCUUUGUCGACGCCGCCAAGAUUGGCAUCUUUGGCUGGUCCUACGGUGGCUUCCUCGCGGCCAAGGUUCUCGAGGCCGACUCGGGCGUCUUCUCCUCGGGCCUCAUCGUCGCCCCCGUCAGCGACUGGCGCUUCUACGACUCGCUGUACACGGAGCGCUACAUGAAGACGCUCGCCGCCAACGAGGCGGGCUACAACGAGACGGCCGUCCGCAACGCCGACGGGUUCAAGAACCUGGCGGGCGAGUUUACCAUUCUCCACGGCACGGGCGACGAUAAUGUGCACUACCAGAACGCGGCGGCGCUCAUUGACCUCCUCGUUGGCGCCGGCGUCCCCGUGUCCAAGAUGAAGUGGCUUAGUUUCACGGACAGCGAUCACAGCAUUGCAUAUAACGGUGCCAACAUUUGGCUGUACAAGUAUUUGACGGAGGCGCUGUUCAGGGAGAAGCGGCGGUCUGGGGAUCCGCUGGUUCACCAGUGGAGUAAGAAGAGCGUGCCCGAGACGUUUAACUUUGGGAGGUCUUAG
Colletotrichum orchidophilum is the source of this 2334-nucleotide messenger RNA. RefSeq lists its product as uncharacterized. The record is from RefSeq and is a predicted model, not a curated record. Lineage: Eukaryota; Fungi; Ascomycota; Sordariomycetes; Glomerellales; Glomerellaceae. Gene Ontology annotation, molecular function: serine-type peptidase activity; dipeptidyl-peptidase activity. Bases 1 to 2334 code for a protein of 777 amino acids. Gene Ontology annotation, biological process: proteolysis. The transcript has 2 exons.